AUGUCUCUUUCUGGGGUGGUUUGGUGGGUGACACCUGCAGGUUUCUUCAUGGACCAGCGACCAGGCGUAGUCGAUGAAAUGUGUGGCCUCGAUGUGCUGGGCAAGCUGGUCAAAUGUAUUCCGGCUGUACGGCGCCAGUCGAGGGUCAAAAACCGAGACUCCCAGUUCGGACGCUUGGCAAUCGGGAAUAGAUUCAGGUUUCAGGCCGAGAAGAUGGGACUGAAGGCCGUGAUGGAUAAGUCGAAGAUGUCCCAUGUCCACGAGCCCGAGGCCCCCCGGCCAGGCCUGUACAUGAACACGAACUUCGUGCGCUGUAACGACCGCUAUAAAAUCCCAAAGUUCAGUGAACAUCUGCAGAGCCAAAAAGUUCAGACCAAUCAAAGGUUGUGA
Neurospora tetrasperma FGSC 2508 is the source of this 390-nucleotide messenger RNA. RefSeq lists its product as uncharacterized. The transcript is spliced from 3 exons. Bases 1 to 390 code for a protein of 129 amino acids. Lineage: Eukaryota; Fungi; Ascomycota; Sordariomycetes; Sordariales; Sordariaceae. The record is from RefSeq and is a predicted model, not a curated record.